This is a messenger RNA of Lactuca virosa, 924 nucleotides long. NCBI's taxonomy places the organism in Eukaryota, Viridiplantae, Streptophyta, Magnoliopsida, Asterales, Asteraceae. The record is from the annotation of a GenBank genome assembly.
GCAGUCAAUUGGAAACUUGAAAGGACCUUUUAGGGUUUUUCCUUCAUGGAUGAAACGGAGAACCUGUCGGAAGCCAAGAGAACCACCGUCGGGCCGCCGUCCGUGUUGGAGUACCUGGACCCCAACUACUGGAAUGAGAGGUUUACUUCUGAAGACCAUUACGAAUGGCUCAAAGAUUACUCCCAUUUUCGUCAUCUCAUUCAGCAGCAUAUCAAACCUUCUUCUUCUGUAUUGGAACUGGGGUGUGGAAACUCACAACUAUCUGACGAAUUAUACAAAGAAGGAAUCACCAAGCUAACCUGCAUCGAUCUGUCUUCAGUUGCAGUUGAGAAGAAGAAGAAACAGUUGUUGUCCAAAGGCUACAAAGAUAUCAAGGUCUUGGAAGGCGACAUGCUGAACCUUUCAUUUGAUGAUGAGUCAUUUGAUGUUGUUAUAGAGAAAGGAACAAUGGAUGUUUUGUUCGUGGACAGUGGCGACCCAUGGAACCCAAAGCCUGAAGUUGUAAAAAAAGCAAUGGCAAUGCUUCGAGGUGUUCACAGGGUUUUGAAACGCGAUGGGAUUUUUAUUUCAAUCGCUUUUGGUCAGCCACAUUUUAGACGCCCGUUGUUUAAUUCUUCUGAGUUUACAUGGUCCGUUGAGUACACUACGUUUGGCGAUGGGUUUCAUUAUUUCUUUUACAUUUUGAGGAAGGGAUGUAGAUUGUUGAACGUGGAUGAAGAUGUGAAGAAGGUUGAUGCACAUUGUCUUGACCUUUAUCAAGAUGAAUUGGAGGAUGAAGAUUACUUGUUUCGUACCAAUAUUGAUGACGUGGAUGAUGACAGAUGACAAUAUACUUUGAGUUUACCUAUUUUUUAGGUGUGGUUUGUAACGGGUGUUAAUUAGGAUGAAAGAGGACCAUAAUCAGAAAAAGUAUUUGUAUAUGGA